This is a messenger RNA of Penicillium nucicola, 837 nucleotides long. RefSeq lists its product as uncharacterized. The transcript has 4 exons. Bases 1 to 837 code for a protein of 278 amino acids. The record is from RefSeq and is a predicted model, not a curated record. NCBI's taxonomy places the organism in Eukaryota, Fungi, Ascomycota, Eurotiomycetes, Eurotiales, Aspergillaceae.
AUGCAUCCAGACUCUCAGCUUCAAGAUGCAGUUACCAAGGGUUUCGACCCCAAACUGUUGUACGAUCCUAACCUGGAUCAUGUUGAUGAGCCAGUUCGAUCCAUCCUCGAGCAGUAUAGCAAUAUCCCCGCAGAAAAGAUCUUGGACCAUGUUCGUCAACUGAGAGACCGCGCAUUCGAAAUCUUUCCAUAUGCCUGCGUCGGCAAGUUUUCCUUCUUGCAGCUUAGCAUUGCCUCCUCACCUCUUUACCCAGAGAUGCUUCGCCGGGUUAAGCAGGGAGACAAGUUGUUAGACCUCGGGUGUGCAUUUGGCCAGGAGCUUCGCCGCUUGAUCUAUGAUGGCGCACCCUGUUCAAGCCUGUAUGGAACUGACCUGCGUCCUGAAUUCCUUGAGCUUGGCUGUGAUCUGUUCCUUGAUCAUGAUAAGAUGAGUGGACAACUCAUUAGCUCCGACAUCUUGGAUGAAAAUUCCGAACUGAUGGGACGGCUCAUGGGACAGCUUGAUAUGGUAUACAUAUCUCUGUUCAUUCACGUCUUUGACUGGGAUAAGCAGGUUGAAGUGGCUAAACGAGUACUUGACCUACUCGCUGCGAAGCCAGAUUCACUGAUAGUGUGCCGUAUCAUGGCAUGUCGGGACCAGAGUCUGAUCAAUGCCUCCCUGGCUCGCAUGCCAUAUUACUAUCACGACCUGGCCAGUUGGAAUCGCUUGUGGGAGAGAGUUCAGAGUGACACCGGCCUCCAACUUGAUGUGCAAAGCUGGGAGCAGCCGGACGAGUUGGCAACAAAGCAUCCGGUCGAGGGCGUCUACGUCCUUGGUUCCUCUAUUAGGCGAACAUGA